This is a messenger RNA of Fusarium oxysporum Fo47, 474 nucleotides long. RefSeq lists its product as uncharacterized. NCBI's taxonomy places the organism in Eukaryota, Fungi, Ascomycota, Sordariomycetes, Hypocreales, Nectriaceae. The record is from RefSeq and is a predicted model, not a curated record. The coding region runs from base 1 to 474 and encodes 157 amino acids. The transcript has a single exon.
AUGGGUUUCAACCUACUAUCUGCCCAACAGGCUUUUGCACAGAACAAUCAGUCAGGCAAUACAACUAUCCCUUCUUACACUUGCAACCCAGGAUAUCCUGUCUCCUCAGCUGAACAGUCGAUCAUCUUCACCAACUUCCUGCGCAAGUUCUAUUUCGAAAAGGACGUCUUCCGCGCUGGCAGGGAGCACAUCCUCCUGAAUGCUAUCAACCACAACCCAAACGUUGUCGGCGACCGCGAGGCCAGCUUGGCCUGGGUUGCACCACGUAUCGCGGAAUGGAACAUCACUAUUGCAAACUCUGGUUUCGCAGACAAUGUUGGAUGGAGUCAUGUCAAGGUCGAGGGGCCUGAUAUGGGACGCUAUACUGUCGCCGUCGAUAUUUGGCGUUUCGAAGGAAGUUGUAUUGCAGAACAUUGGGACGCGUUACAGCUGGCACCCCCCGCUAACAGGACUAAUCCCCUGGAGUUGAUUUGA